Molecule: messenger RNA, 845 nt
Organism: Psammomys obesus (fat sand rat)
Lineage: Eukaryota; Metazoa; Chordata; Mammalia; Rodentia; Muridae
Product: cadherin-related family member 5-like
Exons: 3
Coding region: 193-762 (189 amino acids)
Source: RefSeq, a predicted model, not a curated record
UCUAAGCCAGCCACACCCAGUGGGGGCUCAACACAGCCCCCCAAGCCAGGAACCUCUCAGCCGACAGCCACUGGGCCCAUCAGGAGUCCCUCACCUUCAGAGCCACCAGGAGGAGGAGGAGGAGGAGGAGGAGGAGGAGGAGGAGGAGGAGGAGGAGAGGUGGGUGACGGCCAGAGGUUUUCCACGGUGGACAUGGCAGUUCUGGGCGGCGUGCUAGGUGCGCUGCUGUUGCUGGCCCUCAUCGGCCUGGUCAUCCUCAUCCAUAAGCACUACCGUCACCGGCUCAAAUGCUGCUCUGGCAAGGCUGCGGAGCCAAAGUCGAGUGGUUAUGACAACCUGACCUUCCUCCCAGACGACAAGACCAGUUGGGCAACCGCUUCCAACCCUCAGCCGGAGUCAGGCCCUGAGCCCACCCAGCAGUCCCCUGGGUCCCAUAGCCCCAUGUCCUCCAGCCCCACGCCGCCCCCCAGCUCCCCGCCUCCGAGCCCCGAGCCCCGAGCCCCAGGGUCUCCUAAGACAGUCCAGGCUGGAGACGGUCCUUCAGCUGUGCGGUCUAUCCUGACUAAGGAGCGGCGGCCGGAGGGGGAGGGCGGCUACAAGGCCGUAUGGUUCGGCAAGGACAUUGGGGCGGAAGCCGAUGUGGUAGUCGUCAACGAGCCUACCGCAGACAGCGCCUCGGGAAGCGAGGGCAGCGACGACGACGACGACGACCUUGACCGGAAUAAGAAUCCUCACUUUGACCACGAAAACACUUAUAUCUAGGACGGCACCCCCCCACUCUCCAACCCAAGCCACUCCCUUUUCCUCUGCUAAUUAAUUAAAGUAGCACUUUCGAAUUCUCCUAA